AUGGAUAUUGAAGAAGCAAAUAAGUUCAUAAACUCAUUAGUUAAAAAUCUACAAGUUUUAUGUCAUGGUCAUGUGAACUUUAAUAAUUCUAUACAAGUUAUAGGACAUUUAUAUCUAAAUGUUGACAGUCAGACUAAUAUAGAUUAUAUUGUUAAUGAAAAAGUAUGUAAAAAUGACAAUUCUUCUACAAUGUUUGUUAGUAACAGUUAUCAUUCCGAGCCUAAACUAAAAAAGAAAUCAAAAGAUAGUACCAACAAUAACAGCUGUGAAUCAAAAGAUCAGAGACCGCAAGAAUCUCAGGAACCAAGGAAACACCAGAAACCUCAAAGAUCUGAAAGAGAAGCAGAUUUUCAAAGUUCAUUUUCUGGUCACAGAAGUCCUCGUCCAGCUCCAAUACAUCAACAAGUUUAUAAACGACCAAGUCAGGAUAUUUUAUCACCAAUAUUACGACAUGAAAACUGUGGGAAAAAAAGAUUGAGAGUGUCUGAAACAUCAAGUGAAUCUCCCAUGUUAAAUUUAUCAAAUAUUAAAAGUGAACCACAAGAGGUUGAUAAAGAAGAUGAAAGUGAUUGGUCUUAUUAUGAUCACAAUCAAUCAUCACAAGGAUCAAUAGAAGAACUAAGUAAUGAGUUUAUAUCUGGUAUAAGAGAUAAAAAGUUAGGUGUAUAUCCUGUAGCAGUUCAUCCAAAUGAGGAUAAUAUACCAUUUAAUCUACCCCAAAUAUCUACACCUUCUUCAUCUUUACAUUCUACUCAUGAUGGUGAUUCAGGAGGAACACCAUUUCAAGUCCAGCCAGAACCACUCAGUUUGUCAUCACUUUUUGGUCCAACUAGAAAAUCCUAUAGUGUUUGCAUGAAAAAGAAAAUGUGUCAAUAUAAAGAAGCCAACCCUAGUGCUACGUAUGAUGAAAUUAUAGAACAUUUGAAGACAGAAUACAAUAUUGAAAUAAUAUCCAGUGCCAUUGAGACGAUAUUUCAUAAUAACCCAACAAGACAAGCAUAUAGUGUAGCAAGAAAGAAAUAUAUUUGUCGUUAUCUUGAGGAUAAUCCACAUCUUAGCCGUACUGAUGUUGUAGAUCAUUUCAAUCAGAAAUUUGGAACCAAUAUGUUGUAUGGAACUCUAAACAAUAUUUUAAGAAAGAAAGAAAAAUGGAUGAGUAUUCCUGAAGGACAGGCACAGAAUAUGAAAUGUAAAAUUACUCUAUGA
Messenger RNA from Lottia gigantea (owl limpet), 1206 nucleotides. RefSeq lists its product as hypothetical. Bases 1 to 1206 code for a protein of 401 amino acids. The transcript is spliced from 5 exons. The record is from RefSeq and is a predicted model, not a curated record. NCBI's taxonomy places the organism in Eukaryota, Metazoa, Mollusca, Gastropoda, Lottiidae.